Molecule: messenger RNA, 3361 nt
Organism: Agelaius phoeniceus (red-winged blackbird)
Lineage: Eukaryota; Metazoa; Chordata; Aves; Passeriformes; Icteridae
Source: RefSeq, a predicted model, not a curated record
AUGUCCAAGUCGUGUGCAAAGAAGGGACCAAAUUCUGAGUUCUGCAAAGUCUUUGGCAGAUUUCCCUUCAACUACUCCAGGUUUCAGGAUGCUGCUGUGGAUGAUGCUGUGUUAAGGAAGAAAGAGCAGAAGGAUGUUGAACUCGAUAAGAAAAUCUUGGCUUUGCGGAAAAAAAAUGAAGCACUGAUACGAAGGUACCAGGAAAUAGAAGAGGACAAAAAGCGAGCGGAACAGGAGGGAAUGGCUGUUACCUCCAGGAGGCCCAAGCAGGAUGGACUCACUAUUACCAUCACCAAAGCUCACAACGACAAAAGGGUGGUGAGUGAGAAAAGGGGAAGCCCCUGUCCUACAAGCCCUGGGUUUGGCAUUGGCAGUGAGGAAGAAGAGGAGGAGGAGGAAGCAGAUCAUAUGUUCACAUUCAGGAUGGGGAAGAGGAUGCAGCUGGCUGUUACCAUGGACAACAAAGCAAAGGGCAAGAGGAUCGUCAGCGAGAAACGCGCCGAGAGCUUCCCUGGCCCGGGCCGAGUGCCGGACCUGAGCGAGGAGGAGAUGGACCAUUUGGUGGCUUUCCGACGGGGCAGGAGGAUGCAGAUUGCCAUCACCAUGGACAACAAGGAAAAGGGAGAAGAGCGGAGAACAGCAGAGAAGAGGAGAUCAGACAGUGACAGAGGCCCAGAAAGUGAGCACAGCCGGAAGGAUGGUGGGAAGCCAGUCCAGAAGAGCCCUGGAGACCCGAGUUUCCCCAUGAGUGGCCGGGAGCGCUCGGAGUACAUCCGCUGGAAGAGGGAGCGAGACCAGAUUGACCUGGAGCGCCUGGCACGUCACAAGAAUGCCAAGGGCGAGUGGCGACGGGCUUGGGAUGUGGAGAAGUCGGAGCACAUGUUUGAAGAGGACUUUGUUAAGGAUGGGGAGCCAGCCUUGGAUAAUCCCAGCAGUAAGAAAGGGGGAAGGAAUGCAAGAAAAUUCCAGCACAGGUCCUUUACUGCGGAUGGGAGAGGUGGAGGACAUCAUGGAGUGAAUGUGAGUGACCCUGGGCCGAAAGCAGUGCCUGCUGUGAGCAGCCGAGCCAAGGGGAAGGACAGACUGACAGGCAGAGCCAGAAGAUGGGAUGCAAAAGAAGGCAAGGACAUGUCUCUUGUGAAGGAUGACCUUGAUGGCCAGAGGAGCCUUGGUAUGGACAAGCGAAAUUGCAGAGGUGACGAGGGGGUGGAAGAGAACUGCACAGCUGAGCUGGAGGAAAAGGGGAAGCAGCCAAGCCUCCAGGAUCACGGGGCCUCCUCCUCACAGCGGCUGCGAAGUGGGAAGGUCCAGCCUGCCCAGAAUGGCCAGAAGGAGGAGCGGAGGGGAGUGAGGGGCUGCAGCACAGAGGUGUCUGUGGCCAGCGCUGGGGACUCAGAGCCAGGGCCCAAGCCAACCAAGGAAAGGGUUGGGGAAGAUGCCAAUGGGAAGCCUGGCACUGCCAACGUCUCCCAGGAGAAGGAGAGCGCUGACAGCACUGCUUCACAGAGCAGCCUUCAGAACACUCUGCAAGGCACCAGCCCUGGCAGCGAGGAGACCGUGUCACUGCCUGUGGGAGCGAAUGUAGAUGGAGCUGGGUUGGAGAAGCAGCCAGCUUCAGAACAGGAGUCCUCUGAGAACUCUUCCAACAGCCACGGAGGAAAGCUCGACACAGAAGCAGGAGACAGACUGGAUGCAGACCAAGGACAGCUGGUGAGCAAAGGAGGGGAAGAAGUGACCCAAACUACUGCUCUUGAGGGACAGGCACUUGCACUGAAAGGAAGUGAAGAUGCUGAAGGCACUGAACAUCACAAGCCUUUGCCCCCAGGGAAAGCCAGCUCUGACAAGGCUGUUGUGCCUGAGCAGGACAUGGCAAAAUCCCAGUCUGGGGAAGGGGACCAGCCUGAGGACUGCAAGGACAAGGACAGUGGGGACACUCACAACUAGCAGAUUGCCCGGCUUGCCUGACACAUAAGGAUAACGUGCUGGAGGCAGUGGAGGAGAAGAGGAGCACAAGCUUGUCCUCACUCUUUUACCUUCUAUGAAAUCAGCUUUCAGCACCUGUGCAGUGCCCUUCAGCACCAUUCACAACGUGGGGUCCCCAUCACCACCCACUCACAGUCCUGGCAUCCCCCUUCCCUAUCCGUGUGUCAAAGGACAGGGAAGGGUGCACACACUCCCACCCUACAGAGAAAACACCAUCACUUAGCUAUUUGUUUGGCAUAUAUUGCAGCUGUGUGGCAAGCCAAGGAAAUGUCUACUGGAUGCACUUUAUUUUAUUUAAUGACUAAUUCUUUUUAAACUUAUGGCUUGGGUUUCUGGGCACACAUGCUGUUUUUUCCCCAAAGGCUGGAGGCACGUGCCAGGGGCUGUACCAGCAACUGGAACAGCAGGAAGAGGUGACUGGCAAAGCAGAGGGGUGAGGUGUUAGGGUGUAGUUCAGUAGGUGGGUGAAGAAGUUGUGUUCAGAGCUCUUGUAUUAGAGGUUUGCACGUGGUUGAAGUGUUGGCAGAGGUGUAUGGUAGUGGCAGGGGCUGCGGGGCAUGAGCAGGAUGGAUGGAUGGAUGGAUGGAGCGCUUCUGACAAGCACAGAUCAAGCCAGCACCUCCUCUUUGAAGAGCCUCCAGCUGUCCUCCCCUUUGAGAGGCUGAGGAGCACAUCAGGACAGUGCUUUGUGCCAAGGAAGGUGCCUGCUCGGGUGAGCAGGUGUGUGCAUAACCCAGCAAACUCCGUGCCCCCUUCCCAAGUGUAACUGGGCAUCCCUGCAGCACGGCAAGGAGGGGGAUAGCACAAUAAUCUUCCUCCCCCACCACACUGCCCAAAGCAGUUGGCAGCAGGACCCAGGCCAAACUGGAGCUGGAGGUCCAAGACUUUGUAUGAAACAUUUUCACCUUCCUGGUUGUGCCUUGCAUAGCCUUGUGUUUCAUUAAGAGAGCAGGAAUCCUCUCUAAGCUGCUCUGCAGACCUUCUGACCUGGCCUUAAAGAUACCUUUCAAAUGGAGGAUCUGGAGGAGCUUUACAAGCACAAACAUGCAGGAAUUCUAGCUGCUUGGCUUUUCAGUUACAGCAAGCUAGGACCCAGCUGGAAUACAGCUAUCAGUUAAGGAGAAGGCACAAGGAAUAACACAACAUAAUUUCUGACUUCUGAAUGACAGGGCAGAGUCGGCAUCACCCUCACUUCAAGGCUGCUCUAAAAUUUGAUGCCAGAGUAAGCGUCCCUGGGACAGGUAUAUGUGGAGACUGCCUGGAAUGUCCUGCAGGAUGUUGGCUGACCAGGCUGGCAGACUGCCCUGGAGAUCAGGUUGGCAUGUGUGGACUGAAAUACUCUAUGCUGCUUUAAUAAACUAAUAUUUGCACAGACAAA